Messenger RNA from Arvicola amphibius (Eurasian water vole), 204 nucleotides. RefSeq names its product beta-defensin 14-like. Gene Ontology annotation, cellular component: extracellular region. Gene Ontology annotation, biological process: cell chemotaxis; defense response to bacterium. Gene Ontology annotation, molecular function: chemoattractant activity; CCR6 chemokine receptor binding. The record is from RefSeq and is a predicted model, not a curated record. The coding region runs from base 1 to 204 and encodes 67 amino acids. The transcript is spliced from 2 exons. NCBI's taxonomy places the organism in Eukaryota, Metazoa, Chordata, Mammalia, Rodentia, Cricetidae.
AUGAGGCUCCAUUAUCUGCUAUUUGCAUUCCUCGUCUUGUUCUUGGUGCCUGCUCCAGGGGAUGCAUUCAUCCAGAAAAACCUCCGAAAAAUAUACUGCAAGAUAAGAGGCGGCCGCUGCGCUCUGUUUAGCUGUCUUACAACGGAAGAACAAAUAGGUCGCUGUUCAAAAAGAGGUCGGAAAUGCUGCCGAAAGAAGAAGUAG